Messenger RNA from Centrocercus urophasianus (Greater sage-grouse), 10466 nucleotides. It is a transcript of the gene SMAD9, whose product is annotated as SMAD family member 9. Gene Ontology annotation, biological process: anatomical structure morphogenesis; transforming growth factor beta receptor signaling pathway; SMAD protein signal transduction. The transcript has 9 exons. Gene Ontology annotation, cellular component: heteromeric SMAD protein complex. NCBI's taxonomy places the organism in Eukaryota, Metazoa, Chordata, Aves, Galliformes, Phasianidae. Gene Ontology annotation, molecular function: DNA-binding transcription factor activity, RNA polymerase II-specific; I-SMAD binding; RNA polymerase II cis-regulatory region sequence-specific DNA binding. The coding region runs from base 3250 to 4680 and encodes 476 amino acids. The record is from RefSeq and is a predicted model, not a curated record.
CCUGUUCUCUUUAUUUAUAUGGUUUGGCCUCUCGGACCUGAUACGAGGGCAGGAAGAGCACUAAGUGCCUUCCUUUCACCUUCCCUACCCACCUCUCUCUCCAGCAAAACCCCACAAAUCCACACCUGCCCCACAGCUGUCACUCAGUUCAAACAAUCCAAAUAUGAAGUACUUCUGGCUCUGCAUUGCUUUCAGUGGAUCUGUAACUCUCAUUUCUGGUCCAAAACUCACAGCUGUUGCUCUUCCACUACCAGGAUCUCCAAGUCCUUAUUCCCCUAGAAUGAAGGCUGAGAGGCUGUAGGCAAGACAGUGAAUACCUCACACAUGCUGGUGCAGAAACACUUCAUUUUAUCCCAUCGCUACUCAAAUACCAACAGUAGCACAGCAGGCCUUUGACCCAUCCAUAACAGAAAUGCCAAAUGCCACAAAACUCACUCACUUCCAGCUAGCAUAUAAAUUCCCAUGGUGAUUCCUCAACACUUGCAACUUAGCUUCUUGCAACUUAGCUUUCCUACACAGCUGGGCUGAUGGUGAUGUAGAUCAUUAGAUGCCCUAUGGCAGGCCCGUGUCCACGCAGGCUAACAUGCAAACUGACUUAGCCAUGCAGCCAUUAGCACAGCAAAGGGUAACAGAGUUGUGGCACUGCUGUAGCCCUAUUAAGCACGAGGCGUUUGCCUGAGACCUUAUGUUUUCACACAGAGCUGUGAUUUGUUAUCCACACCUAGGCAGAGAUGCCCAGGCCGCACCACAUUUACUUUCUAUUAAGAGCUCUUAAGAACGUUGUCUUCCCCAAAUGUAAAUGGAGAGUCUGAGGAAACACAAGCCUUUGAUGUGUGUGGGGGGAGAUGUCAUGCAUUUAGGCAGAAUAUUUUAAUUAUGUGAAUUACAACAGGGCAGCCUGCUUUUUUCUUUUUUUUUUUUUUUCAUGCUUAGUCAUUUCCACUUGGACUCUGCAAACAUGGAACCAUGCACUGAGUGUUUAAGCGUUUUGAAUAAACUCUAGCUUUGGCAAGCCUUAAGCAGAGGAAAAGAAGUCAGUCCUAUUCUUCUUUAUUUCCCCCAGCUGAUUAGUAGCUCCUUUGGGAAAGACUGGAGCUAGUUGACUCUACCCAUUGGAGAUAGUCAGUGCCACGCAUGCUGACACCAUCUCACCCCAUUCCCAGGAAUGACUUCUGAAAUGUCUCUGAGGCCGUGAGCUGCCAUUCAGUCUUAUUUGAAUACAAAAUAUGGAGAGAUGAAUGAGGGUAAUUUCUUGUCCUUUAUGAGAAAAACCUGAUACCCUGUGCACAGUUGUGGUAUUUCUAUACAGUUUACAUACUCGCCACCAACCUUUUUUAUUUUUAAACCUUCUGAUUUUCUUCAUAAAGCAGUUGUCCAGCUAAAUUAGGUGUUUAUUCAGCAUCUGUUCUCUCUAAAUAUUUACUAAUGAAGGACUUUUAAAAAACUUUUCCCCUCAGCCUGCUCGCUAGGCAGCCUAACUUUUUCCAUUUCUUUGAUCCUGAAGUCCCCCCUUAUUUUUAAUUAUUCUUCCCUUGGCAGCUGAAGGAAAAUGUAGCAAUAUACACCAAGCCCUUCCCCACCCUUGCAGCUAACAAAGAUACUGGUUGUAGAUCAAAGAAUCCAUCAGAACACACUGCUUCCUAUGCAAUAAGCCCUCUGUCUCUGGAAUACAUGAGUUUAUCUUCAUUGUGCAUUCCGAUAAGAUGUUAUUAUAGUAGUGACUUUAAUUACAUUUCUCAUUAUUGCAUUAGUGUGCAGUAACAUGGGGUUUCACUGCAUCUAAAUGUGAUGGUUUGUAGAACAUGGUGCCUUUAAGUCUUGGGAGGGAGGGAAGUAAAACUUCAAAAGCCACAAAACAAACAAAAGAGAAACCUUCAUUUUACACGCAUUUGAGCAAAAGUCCCUGUGGAAGGAGUGAGAAAAUGUUCUAGAAUGAGGACCGGGAGAUGGAAAAAGAUGAGAAAACAUAAAAAGGCAACGUUGUACACACCUCUGUGCAUCUGUGUGAUACAAAAACAGUAAGAUUCCAGAGAAUAACUAUUCCACAAAUUGACAGAUGGAUACCUUUUGUCCUGCCUUCAUACAGUGAUAUACGUGGAAGUUUAUUUCAGUGGAGCAUCUUUAAAUGCUGAUCUCUUUUUCUACAUAGGAGAACCAUUUAUUCGAUAGUAAGAUCAGAAGUCUUACAGCAGUGAGACUAAUGAGCUAUCUCAAAGUAUUUUGUCUUAGGAAAUGAGUGGGUUAAAAAACCUUUGUAAGUGUAAAAUAUUCAUUAUCAUUCGUAUAUUUUGGAUGUCUAACAAAUAUCAGCUGAACUGAUAUUCAGUAAAACAGAUUUUUCAUAUAGCUCAGCUUCUCUGAUAACUUGAUUAAAUAUGAGGCUUGCUAUUUGGUGCCAGGUGAUUCCCAGAGGAUUGAAUUUAUCACAUGCUUAGUCUUGCAAUCUUUACUUAAUAACUGCUUAAUCUAUAACUUAUUGGAGAAUGGUGAUAGUUCCCAUAAACAGCAGUCAACUUUAAAUCAGAGUAUAAAUUAUCAAAUGCAUUUCCCUUUGAGAGGCAUAGACCUCAAAACAGACCUUUGCUACUGGUCCUAUGGAAUUAGAAAUAAUUUUGUGAUCUCCAACUGAAUUGCUGUUGAUGUAUUUUCAAGGGGCAGGUUGCAGCUCAACAGUUUUCUUCUUGAAGCCUCUAGCCAAAAUAUUCAGUCGGUCCCCAGCUUGUUUUAAAGCAACUGUGUUGUAAAAUGGUGCAUUGCUUGACCCCGUUGCCUGAAGCAACUCAAGAAUAUUAAGAAACCACAUGAGCUUCUGAGGAUCCAAAUAACCUUACCUUCUAAGUAAACACAACACGCAAGGACUUUUUAGGGAUCACUGCUCCACUGUGCUGGUUUAUGAAGAUAGAAUACGGUGAGAUCUAUCAGGAAGUUCACAGGCUACUGAGUGUCAGCAUAUUGCCGUGUGAGAUACUGAGGAGGACAUGUUCAAUUUCCAUGAGCUCUGGAACCCUUCCUACUGACUUCAGCAGGCCUUCACUCAGGCUUCAGCAGCUUCUUGAUGUUUGGAGAGUUCUGAGACCAGCCUUUUGGACUACUUGUAACCAGCACCUAAGGCUACAGAAACUUAGGUCUGGAAGAACCUCUUUCUGAAGGAAACAUCCAUCUCAAUAUUGCGAAAACUCUGUCCAGGCCUUACAAGGCAGGAGAGUGAUUUGUGCUUCUGCUGACACUGGUGUGUAAUCUCUGCUUCUUAUGCACUCCAGCACCCCUAUCAGUUCCUUGUUCUCCUUCACCAGCCCUGCAGUGAAAAGGCUGCUGGGCUGGAAACAAGGAGAUGAAGAGGAAAAGUGGGCAGAAAAAGCUGUUGAUUCCUUGGUGAAGAAACUAAAGAAGAAAAAAGGUGCCAUGGAAGAACUGGAAAGGGCUCUAAGCUGCCCAGGUCAGCCCAGUAAAUGUGUCACAAUCCCACGUUCCUUGGAUGGGCGGCUGCAGGUGUCUCACCGCAAGGGGCUCCCCCAUGUCAUAUACUGCAGAGUGUGGCGCUGGCCUGAUUUACAGUCUCACCAUGAAUUGAAGCCACUGGAAUGUUGUGAGUUCCCAUUUGGCUCAAAACAGAAAGAAGUGUGCAUUAACCCCUACCAUUACCGGCGGGUGGAAACUCCAGUCCUACCUCCUGUACUUGUUCCAAGACACAGCGAGUUUAACCCUCACCUCAGCCUUCUUGCCAAGUUUCGAAAUACUUCUCUGCACAGUGAGCCACUGAUGCCUCACAAUGCCACCUAUCCUGAUUCUUUCCAGCAUCCUCCAUGUACCCCUUUUCCACCAUCACCCAGCCACAUGUUCUCCCAGUCACCUAACAGCAUCAGCUACCCCAACUCACCAGGAAGCUCUUCUGGACCAGGAAGUCCGUAUCAGCUCACGGUGGAAACUCCACCCCCACCCUACCACGCAAGAGAAACUCCAGGAAGCCACAAUGGGCGGUCAAUGGAUGCAAUAGCUGAAAGCCAACUAGUACUGUCUUUGCCCAAUGGAGGUAAAUCUGCCGAUGGAGAAACCGAAAAUUUUCGGCCUGUUUGCUAUGAGGAACCACAACACUGGUGCUCUGUUGCCUACUAUGAACUCAACAACAGGGUAGGAGAGACUUUCCAGGCUUCCUCUCGAAGUAUCCUUAUAGAUGGAUUUACAGAUCCCUCAAAUAACAAAAACAGGUUCUGCCUGGGACUGCUCUCAAAUGUAAACCGCAAUUCUACCAUUGAAAACACCAGGAGACACAUAGGAAAAGGUGUUCAUCUUUAUUAUGUUGGUGGAGAAGUGUAUGCUGAAUGUGUCAGUGACAGCAGUAUUUUCGUGCAGAGCCGCAAUUGUAACUAUCAGCAUGGUUUCCACCCAGCCACUGUCUGCAAGAUCCCCAGUGGCUGCAGCCUCAAGAUCUUCAACAACCAGCUCUUUGCCCAGUUGCUUGCCCAGUCAGUCAAUCAUGGUUUUGAAGUAGUGUAUGAGCUGACGAAGAUGUGUACGAUUCGAAUGAGCUUUGUUAAAGGCUGGGGAGCAGAGUAUCAUCGCCAAGAUGUUACAAGCACGCCCUGCUGGAUUGAGAUCCACCUGCAUGGACCAUUGCAAUGGCUGGAUAAGGUUCUGACACAGAUGGGCUCACCUCAUAACCCCAUCUCUUCCGUCUCUUAAGAAUCAUCUCUAGAAUUCCCUUAGGAUGGAUGCUAUUGCAGGCAGUGGCUUAUAGGAUUUCCAGUGAACAGAAGCUUCUAUAUGUAGAUGUAUGCAGAUGUAAAUAUAUCUAUACAUAGUCUACUCUCCUAUUUUUUUUUUCAUGCUACGUUUUGUGGUUUCUAGUUAUUCUGAUGCCAGUACAAUAAGUGUAGGAAUUCAGGUAUAGCAUAUCUGUUCUCAAAAUAAGCCAAGAUCCUGCAAAAGUGUCAAGCAGUUCCUGUGAGCACCUUCAUUCCCCAACCAAGCCAGUAAACGGUGCGAAUUCUCAGCACUUUCACAUGGAUUCAGAAACCUGGCUGUUGCUGUUCCUAGUAGGUGAAAUUCACCCUUCUGCAGGCAACAAAAGUCAGAUAUUGGCACCAUUUGUAUUCAUUUUACAUCCUAACUUCAGAUCUGAGAGAGGACUUUAAGUGGUGCACAGGACUUAAGCAUAGAGAAGACUUUUCUCCAGUGAACUGAAGGAUUAAACAGCAAUUCCGGUCUGUCUCCGUACUGCAAAGCACUGUGGGACCACAGAUCCUGUGAGGAGCUGAGACCCCUCGGUUUGGCAGGAGGAGAGAGCCCUUGGGAUGCUUUUGGCUCUGGUGCCUUGUCAGAGCAUUCUGGACACAUCUGAGCAGCCCAAUACACUUAACACAGUAGUUUAUGGUACUGCUGCACUGAAAAGCAACAAGCUCCUAAGAAAAAAAAGAAAAUUUGAAGUAUAUGCCUAGAAGUUUAAAAUCCAAUUAACUUCCAGUGCUUUUUUUGCAAAGUACGUACAUACUUACAUAUGUGUCUGGCAUGUAGACUGAAUCCUAUCCAUUAUACAGUAUUGAUGUUGUUUGUUUUGAAGUUAGGACUAUCUGUAGUUAGACUACUGUGCUGAUACCAAGGGUACGUCUAAAAGGGACUUGAACUGUGAUUCAGGAAAAGGAAAUGAAGUGUGCAUUGAAGAACUGAGAAAUGAUAUCAUCAUGGAGCUCAGGACAGUCUGCAUUGGGAGCGGGAAGGCCCAUGCUCACAAGAUACAGGGAGGAGGAGGUGAGAGGCAGCCAGGCUGUGCCCUGCUCUGUGCCAGUCCUCGAUCUGACUACAGUGCCCUGGUUUGGCAGAGGGGCUCCUGGCAUUUUGUUAAUGCCAUGGAUGGUUUCUCAUCUUGGAUAGAGGCUUCAGCAUUCGUGGUGUUGUGGCCUUGCCUGCACAGGAUGGUGAGGCAGCAUAAGCCAUAAGCAAGAGAACAGUGUGUCUAUGUGUAAAGCUUUCUUAACAGUUCCUUGUCUGUGGACCUGUAAGCAGGAGGAAUUAUGGUCCAUAAUGUCAUCCCCAGAGCCAGCCUUUCCAAGUGCUGUUCUUAUCUGGUGAGCCAUGGGAAACAGUGCUGCGUUUUGAUGAUCCCCUUUACCUUGCUGAAAGGGUAAAGGAUUAUUUCCCUGCGAGCAUAACAGGCCCCUGAAAACUGCUUUGCAUUGAAGGUCAACAAGAAUGGUAACUUCUCAAAUCUCACACACUAGAAUUACACUGAGAAAAAUAUGUUCUACAUAAUAUUUCUUUUCUUCUCACACAGUAUCUGGUGCUACACAAGUUACUGCUUAAUUACAAGAGAAUGCGUGAAAUCUUCAGGUACAUUACAUAGGCAAACCAAGUAAUAUUCACUGGAAAUAAUUUCUGUGUCUUUUAGAUGCUAUAUAAUGCCUGCUACGAGGUGGCAGUUCUGAACAGAGCAGAAGAAUGCAUAAAACAGAGGAGUUACUUCCUUUAAGCACACCAUCAGCUGCCUCCAGCAUUGGCAGGGCACAGGAGGACAGAUGGUUGUUAAGUUCAAGCAGAACUGCAGGUUUAUAGGAAGUUCAUACAUAUGAAGAACUGUAUUCUGUCACCAUUUGCCAUUAACAUCAUUAGUGUGGAGUAGGAAAAGCAUGACCUGUGGCAGUGAUUCCAGUACAAAGGUCCCACCCAAAUUUCAGACGUGCCAUUUACUGCUUAGCAGACUGAAGAAAGAUGGGUUUGGAAACAGACCUUCUCAGCUCCCUUGCUCUCCAGUGUCACUAUAUUUAGCUGUUGGUACCAUUGUUUUCAGGGUGUCCAUUGUGCCCUUUCCCCACUUGUGCUUUUCAUAUUGCUAAUCCCUUUAUUUAGCAGCAAACGACAGAGAAAUCAGCUCCUCUGUCCAGGAUCUAGCACUGCUCUUCGUCCUAAAUUCUUCUUUGCCUCUUAAGCUGAAACCUGCUCCCCUUCUCACACAAAGAGAAGCCCAGGUGCUGCCGCUGGACAUCGCCAGCAUUGUCUUUUCUCUCCCAGAGAGCAAAGGUGGCUGUGCUAAACGUGCACUGCUCUUGGGCAGUUCCAGAACCCAGUUUCCUGCUGAUGCUGCAGAGGAAGAAGUGCAGACAGUGAAGAGAAGCGUUCUUUCUGAGGCAUCAUUCAUCUCAUCAUGAGGUCUUUCAGGUGGAUCAGAUACACUGCACCCUGAGCAUUCUUCUGCCUGCCAGCUGUGUGUAAGGGGAACACAUGGUCAGAGACGGACUGCUGCACUGGGUGCAUCCAAAAGGAGGUGAGGUGAGCCCAUGGGGAGGUGGCCUUACAGCCUGGUAAUGAUGCCUCCUCAGUGAGUGUCUUUGCUUUUUAAAUGAAAGUUGGUAAAUUCAGAACAGCUUUUCCUUUCCUGUAUUUCUGUUCUCGCAGCAGUCCUCACACAGGUAGCCCUUUGGACUCUAUGCAGUCCAUGUGUGCAUCUUAUUAAAGGCUGUCACCUUCAUGUGCCCUUACUUCUAAAGGAAAGAAGCAGGCAUUUCUGGAGUGCACCUCUCACCUACUUAAAUGCCUACAGUAAGAUGAGACAAAUCAUUUAACUAUUUGCUGAAAGACCCUCAGAGUCUUCUCUAGUAUGCGAAUUAAAAAUCCAGGUUUCUGAUAAUUUACAGCAAGGUACCUUUGUAUUUCACUGUAAUGCCUCCCCAUUUUGGAAGGAGAUCUUUUGUGCUCCAAGAUCCUCAUGAACCCUUCACCCUGUGUAUUCAAUUUAUAGCCUUUAAAGGCAUUCAUUAAUACCCAAGCUUUUCACAUGGACUUCCUGAGGGAUUUAAAACCACUUACAGGGAGACUGCUUAGCUGAAGGCAGAUUUUUUUAAAUGUCUUUUGAGUCAUCAACGUCAAACCCCGUUGAAGGUUUCUGUGGAGAAGUACUAUGCAUCAGCAGGCAGCGAUGGGAGUUUGGUCAGGCUGUGGCAUAAAGAACAUCCAUCAUGGUACUCAGACCUCUUGUUUUCUUAUUAAGUAGUUGAGAAGAGACUGCCUAAUUGCUGCCAGUUCAUCUGCAGCACCAGUGUCAAUGUGCCGUUCACAUCCAGAGGGGACUGACGCAGGUCUUAUGCUGCCUGAAGCCAUUCCAAUGGCACUGCUGCUCUCCUUGUGCCCAAGAGUUGCACUGCAACAGACAAUCAAUACGAUGGCUGGAGCACUCAGAAGUGCAGCAUAGGCUUUGCCUCCCUUCAGGUCCCUCCAUACAGAGAACUCAGCCAGCAAGCACCAUGUUAAGCCUUCCCACAGCCUGAGCAGCCUCCUUGGAGAGGUCUCUGCCUUGAGCAGGGUGUCAGAGUGGGUGUCCCAGAGAUCCCUUCUGGUUUACAUCGUUCUGUGGCUCUGUGCAGACGUUCAGUGGUAACUGGUUGUCACAGACAGGAGUUCUCUGUUAGUGGAGACAGUGUCAGGAUGAGGCAUGUUUAUUUACCCUCAGCUAUUUCUGCAUGAGUUCAGUGCAGGACAGAGUUGUUAGAUAUUAACGUUUCAUGAGUAUAAAACCAGCACUGGAUACAGCUCUCAUUGUAAACAUCAUCCCAUCCCAUAGCUCUUAAAAUGGAGCAAAUCAGGCAUUUGUGACUACAGCUUUGUCUAAUCCUUCAUCCUUGCUUCUGGCACGCAUCCCUGGCUGAUAAGUGCUGCAAGUCAAAGUCUCAGCAGUACUGCACAAACCACUGGAUAUGCAGAGGCUGCUCAGGCAGACAUGUCAGCUCCUUGGUUGGAUGCAAACUAUCAAGGAACUUGAUAGGCCUUAGUAGACUUUGAAGGGGUCUCAAGUACAUGGCUCUUUAUCGACUUCUCUGGUGCUGAAAGCCUGAGUGGGCAUUUAGUCUUUGCUCAGUGGAGAGAAAUUGCUCUAUGUCUCUCUAGUAUUGCACAUAAUAUGCACCAGCAUAAGAUGCAGCCUUUAGUUUGUGACCAUCACCUACUCACGGGAGCUCCAAGAGCGGCCAGGAGUGACCAGAAUCCUGUUGCCUGUUUCACCCCAGCUUGCUCAGGUAUGCUUCAUGUUGCAUCACCAUGCCGGUGCCACACUUACCUGCUAGGGAAGUAAGGCAUAAGUCCAACCAAGAGCACACCUCUACUUGCACCAGAGCUGGUGCUUGUACAGUUUGGUCUCACAGUUGGUGACCUUGCCCGUGGCAGAUUGAAACUAGAUGAUCUUUGAGGUCCUUUUCAACCCAGGCCAUUCUAUGAUUCUAUGACAGGUAAUGAGGCAGGUCAUGUCUCUUCUGAAAGACAAACAUAACCACUAUGUCCUCCAGUCAACUACUCUUCCAGUAUAGCCAAUGUGAACAUUUGCAGCUAAUUGUGAACAGUUUUUAGAUCUUCAGUCAUAGUGUUUUUAUUAUCCAUGAAUGCUGCUAUUUUAUAGUCCGUGUUAAUCUUCAAAUAAUAUUGCAUAUGAAUAGCAUAGAAAGAAAUAGACCAACCAGUUAGUCAUUUUAAAUACAGACCUCAUCAGCGAAGAAAGGCUAGAAGAAAAAUUGGUAGUCUGACCCAUUGCACUUCCACUGUAGCAAGCACAUCGUCUGUUUCAAAGUGAUCAUUUGAUGCUGAGGUGUGUUACAUCUUACUGAUUCACAGUUAUGUCCAAGAGAUGCUUUGCAAACAAGAGAGCAAGAGAACAAACAUAAUGGCAAGCAGAGAGAAGGCGCCUCUAGAUAUUUUUUUUUACUUAUUCAAGCAAUUGGAAUUCAAUUUUUGAUUAUUUAUAAUACUUUAUAAGUACAAGCUAAGCAUAUCACAGCAUGUUUCUUCAGACAAUUCAGUGUUAGCAGUUUAAUCUGUCAUUUCAGAAUCACCUCUGUGAUUUAAGUUGUGCUGAGAAGUUAGACAAGAAAGCGAAAAAACAGGCCUUGGUAUGGAUUGAUGGAGCCAUAAUCCUGCAGGGAUGUAUGCAGCCAAGGGGUUGUAAUGGUGGAUUUGAGUGAAGUGUGGGGUUUUCUGUGUGAAGUAUUAGCUAUCACAGCCUGGUGCAGAAAAGAACUGUGAAAUACGUAAAGAUUUAAUGGUACCACUUCUAUUCUGCCCUCUCUCUUUUCCAUCACAGUCAAGGCAAAACUUCACCACCUAGAAGAAAGUAGCAUUCACAGUUAGUGAGAUUCUGUAAGAACACAGGGGAUCACUGUGUAAAUAAAGCUACUUGGACUCUUGCCUCUUGUGAACAAAAUAUCUCAGAGACGUGCUUAGUUUCAGGAGCCCGAGGCACUGGGGCAGCUCAGUAUCCUCUAUCAGCCCCAUGCCCUGACACACAAAUACCACCACUGCUAAUCAAGUGGAUGUUCUCCAGCAUUCCUCCUGUUGCGUUUGAUUUGAGGCAUCCUGAAGUCAACGUAUUUAGCCUGAUGUUUGAACAGCACACUUCUCAACACACUCCAUUUUCUUUGGCUGGAACUAUUCAAUUGUAAAAGGGAUUAUUCACGUCUUGUGUUUUACUGUUAAUAAAGUUAUUUCUGAUUUAA